Messenger RNA from Cutaneotrichosporon oleaginosum, 1579 nucleotides. RefSeq lists its product as uncharacterized. The record is from RefSeq and is a predicted model, not a curated record. Gene Ontology annotation, cellular component: Golgi apparatus; endoplasmic reticulum. Gene Ontology annotation, molecular function: protein-cysteine S-palmitoyltransferase activity. Gene Ontology annotation, biological process: protein targeting to membrane; peptidyl-L-cysteine S-palmitoylation. NCBI's taxonomy places the organism in Eukaryota, Fungi, Basidiomycota, Tremellomycetes, Trichosporonales, Trichosporonaceae.
AUGACAGCUACAACUCGUACUCUGUGCCCGAUCCAUGGCUUCGACGCAAGUUUGUCGUCCUGUGCGCACGCUUGCGAGCACACUAACGUUAGGUUCGUGUUGGCUCUUGCCGUGUGGGUGUGCUAUGUGGCCAUCGGACGCACUUUCGUGCCCGCUAUCAGGCGUCACCCAAACGCGGCUUACUCGCGCACCGUGGGCAUCGGGCUUCUCGUGGCGUUCAUCGUCCUGUUCAUCGUGUUCAUGUGGACGUAUCUGACGAUCAUUUUCACAGGGCCCGGCUUUGCGAAAGAUUUCGUCCCAGAAUCAGAAGACCCCUCGUGGCGGAACACGCAUGCCAUCACCCCGCAUGUCGUCCACAGCAAUUACACCCAAGCCGACUUACGCAACGGGCAGCAGCUUUCUUCUCCUCAGCCAGAGACUGUCCCCGUCGGCCACGACUUCCCGACAUCAUUCUCGGGUACAUCGGCGAGAUUCUCCAACCACGGCGAUCUCACCUCGUUUGGUGGCCGGGUAUCACAGGAAGCAGCCCCUUAUUCCUCCCUCCGACCGCACCAACAUGAGACGGAGGCCGCACCGGUAGUGCUUCCCACGAUACCUACCCCCGCCUUCACUACAAACCCUCGACCUAUCUCGGCGCCUCCGACAACUAUAAGCUCGAGAAUACCUCGGCCAACGCCGGCGAUCUCUGUUGGACCUCGAUGGUGUGCGCAUUGCAAGAUCAUCAAACCGGAUCGCACUCACCACUGCCGUCAUUGCGGCAGCUGCAUUCUCCAAUUUGAUCAUCAUUGCGUAUGGGUGGGGCAAUGUGUUGGCUGGAGAAACCAUGCCGUAUUCAUUACAUUCUGCUUUUGGGCGGGCGUUUUCUGCUGCUUCAGUUGCACUGUGCUGGUGGUGGACUCUUGUCUCGCUCCUGAGGUGGACGGGCAGAAGAUCGCCCUUAUUACCAUUGCGGGCAUCUUGUUCAUUUUUACGCUACUCAUGAUGUUCCCGACCCAUGUCUACCUCGUACUAGUGGGCAGGUCUACAAUCGAGUCGUUCCAGACGGGCGACCAACAGCGAGCAGAAGAGGCGGCUCUCAAGCUUGAGUUCAACAAUCCCAUGUGUCCGACAAAGGACGUCCGUGCUGUUAGGAAGCAGUGGAAGGAGGAGUUUGGUGGGGUGGCUGUGAACGACCGAUGGAAGGUCGGGCGGGCAAGGGAUCGAUGGAGGCGGGAGAUGGGCAACUCACCGCUCGGCUGGAUUCUGCCGAUCGGUCGCCCGCUUGGUGACGGGAUCCACUACGAGCAGAACCCUCGCUUUGGCCCAAAUGGCGAGUGGCUGCCUAUGCGACAAUGGCCACAGGAAGCAGGCAGGUUGUAGGCCCAUUGCAUAUCACGCAACUUGCAUAUGACACAUUGGCUCGAAGGCAGCAUGCUACAGUUCCAGAUGGACAGUAGAGCUGUGACUUGUUGCUACGGCGUCAUUAUUUCCAUCGCAUGCACCCAGGAGAGCCUUAUCGAUCCGGAGUACCGGGGUUUGUUUGGUUCCGGGCCAGAGAGAUACGUCCCUCCACCCUCCACCGUCAACCACCUUCCUUGAC